This is a messenger RNA of Chlorella variabilis, 936 nucleotides long. RefSeq lists its product as hypothetical. The record is from RefSeq and is a predicted model, not a curated record. Bases 1 to 936 code for a protein of 311 amino acids. NCBI's taxonomy places the organism in Eukaryota, Viridiplantae, Chlorophyta, Trebouxiophyceae, Chlorellales, Chlorellaceae. The transcript has 10 exons.
AUGCAGCCUUCCCGCGCAGCGCUGCUGCUCAUACUCCUCACGUUUGGCGGCUCGGCGCAUGCUGCGGUGCUCCCCGUGAAGCCAAACACGAUCACCGACCCCUGCCAGAGCCUGACCAAGAUCCCCGGCUGCAUCGAGUGCAAGCGGGGACGUGGCCCGCAGUCCCCCGCUGGCGCAACCCACCGCUGCCUCUACUGCACUAAGGACCGCGCCCAAAAUUGGUCCACAGACAAAAUGCCCAACACUGCUGCCGGUGUACCCUACAUUCGAUCGUGCCCGACAACCAUUGCCGACGUGGCCAGGUGCAAGCAGCUGACGGGUAUCGACAACUGCGCCAAGUGCUGGGAAAGUGGGGCGGGCCCCUGGUGGUCGCCCAAGGGGACGAAUGGGAAGUGGUGCACGCUGUGCGUGUCGGGCUUCUACUUCAACUGGAACGUGAAUUCGGCCAACUUUGGAAAGUGCAUGCCAGGCAACUGUCAGCAGACCUCAGGCAACUCAAACUGCGUCCAAUGCAAUCCAGACAAGAGCUGCACAAAGUGCAAGACCGUGCCCGGCCAGAAGACGCUGCUGAUGCCCAAGAAUGCCAUCUUCACCAACGGCAACUACGGCGAGUCCAUGUGCGUGACUCCCGCCCAGCUGACGACGUACUCCAGGCAGGUAAACGGCGGCAACAACCCUCCAGCGCUGCCCGGCAACUGCACUGAAGUGGGCACGGACAUGCAGUGCGCACGCUGUGUGGACAACUAUGCCCUCACCACGCCCUCCUCGUGCUUUGCGAACAACCCCAACGCUUGCCAGACGUGUGUCUACGCCCGUGGAUUCGUCGGUAGCAGUUGCGCACUCAACUGCAAGACAUUGUUUGGCAUUGGUUGCGCGACCUGCACCCGGGCGAAGUGCACGGGCAUCGACUCAUUCUAUCCAUUUGGACGGCGAUGA